GGAGGAGAGAGAAAGAGGACUAACAUUGGUAUGGAGCUCAUAAUAGAGCCACAGUUCCUCUUUCUUGAUGAACCAACUACAGGGCUUGAUGCAUAUACUGCUGAGUCUGUAGUCCAGCUAUUGAAGCACAUAUCUUCAGUCAAUAAUCGUGUUGUUGUACUCUCCAUUCAUCAGCCUCGCUACUCCAUUUAUAAACAAUUUGAUACACUGACCCUAUUGUCACAAGGUGAGAUGGUGUAUCAUGGAAGACGGUAUGAAGUAUUGGAACACUUUAACAGAUUGGGCUAUGCGUGUGAGGAACAUGACAAUCCUGCAGAUUUCUUAUUGGAUGUCAUCAAUCGCUGUGAAAGAGAAAUGAAGAAACAAUCCAACACUAAGAGUAAGUGCUAUCAAAACAGUAUAUACUCUUGGUAUAAUAUUGUAUCUCAAAAU
This is a messenger RNA of Amphimedon queenslandica, 432 nucleotides long. Its product is annotated as ATP-binding cassette sub-family G member 2-like. NCBI's taxonomy places the organism in Eukaryota, Metazoa, Porifera, Demospongiae, Haplosclerida, Niphatidae. The record is from RefSeq and is a predicted model, not a curated record. The annotation marks the transcript as partial. Gene Ontology annotation, molecular function: ABC-type transporter activity. Gene Ontology annotation, biological process: transmembrane transport. The transcript is spliced from 3 exons. Gene Ontology annotation, cellular component: plasma membrane.